CUGCCCCUCUAGUUGAGGCACUGAAAUCAACAGCAGCUCAUGAAGUGUCCUGCUUUCACUUCCCAGGACACAACAGAGGGAAUGCUGCUCCGUCUUCACUGUCGAACCUUAUUGGGAUGGGAGCAUUUACGCAUGACUUGCCCGAGCUACCGGAGCUCGAUGACCUCUUCUAUCCUAAGGGUGUGAUUUUGGAUGCUCAGAACCAGGCGGCUCAACUAUUUGGAUCAUCUAAAACAUGGUUCCUGGUCAACGGGAGUACUUGCGGAAUCCAGGCUGCAGUGAUGGCUACCUGUUCCCCGGGUGACUACCUCGUUAUACCUCGAAACUGUCACAUUUCAGUGAUAUCUGCUAUGGUUCUAUCCGGUGCGGUACCUAAGUAUAUAGUACCAGAGUACAAUUCCGGGUGGGAUAUCGCUGGCGGUGUUACACCGUCACAGGUAGAUCAAGCACUGAAGGAGCUUCAGAAGGAUGGGAAGAAAAUAGGUGCUGUUCUUGUUACUUCACCGACCUAUCACGGGAUAUGCAGCAAUGUGCGUGGUAUUGUUGAUGCUUGUCAUCCAUUACACAUUCCAGUUAUAGUGGACGAGGCACAUGGUGCACACUUCAGGUUCAUUGACAGUUUUCCAAGCACGGCGAUUGAGCAAGGUGCUGACCUGGCUGUGCAAUCCACGCACAAGGUUCUGAGCUCGCUCACACAGUCCUCAAUGCUUCACAUGGCUGGCGAUCUUGUUGAUGCGGAUAAAGUGAGCCAAUGCCUCCAAUUGCUCCAGAGCUCAAGCCCAAGUUACCUCCUAUUGUCAUCAUUAGAUGCUGCAAGAGCUCAAUUGAGUGAGAACUUAAAAUCCUUUGAUGAACCGGUGGCUAUGGCUUUUGAAACAAGAGAACAGCUGAGGUUGAUCCCAGGGAUAUCUGUCCUGGACCUGUCAACCUUUGUUUCUGACUUCCCUGCCAUUGAUCCUUUGCGUAUCACAGUAAGUGCUACAGAUCUACAUUUAUCUGGAUAUGAAGCAGAUGACAUUUUGGCUGAAGAGCAUCAAAUUGUUUCUGAGCUUGUCGGUACAAAGGCAGUGACAUUUGCAGUCAACUUAGGCACCAGACAACAAGAUGUUGAAAAGCUUGUACAGUCUGCAAAGCAUGUCUCAGAAAAACACUCCUCCGCAAAAGAAUCCAGUUUUCGAAAAUGUCGUAGUCCAUUAGAUAAGUUCUCUGUCAACCUGACUCCAAGAGAGGCCUUCUUUACAAACAAAAAGAGAGUGUGCAUUGAGGACAGCCUUGGCGAAAUAUGUGGUGAGCUUAUAUGCCCGUAUCCACCAGGUAUCCCUGUGCUGAUCCCAGGUGAGGUCGUAACACAGGAUUCCCUUUCUUACUUAAUACACGUCAGAGACCAGGGCAUGGCAAUAAGCGGGGCAGCUGAUGCCAAAUUCAACUCGAUCAUGGUAUGCAACUUGUGAUUAUUAUUCUGAGGUUUCAAGAUAACCAUGUGGCAACAAUAGUUCGGUGGUUCACGGACUAAUGAAUCAUGAUGCAUCUGCAUAGUAUGAGGGAUGGUAACCACACAUGGGUCCAAGCAGAGCACAGUCGGGUUCUUCCUAAGACAACACUAGUGCAGAAGAACAACUAGCUGCCUACUUGACCAAACAUUGAGAAUACGUCUCGUGAAGAAAGAGUUAGUUAUCAAGCUACGUGACGAUGCCAAAUUAUAAGUAGGGUCUAUCCGUCUAUGGCAUGUGGACUCGUGUGAGUUCGAAGCAUAAACCAUUGAAGAGGCAACCUUGUCCCCUGAAGUGCCUUGGAAUCUUCCUUCUUUGGCUCACUUCAGAAUAGCGUGCUCAAUCUGAAUCGACUGAUCCAGCUCUCAAGCACCAGGUGCAGUCUUUACACCUUCAUGGUUUUCCAUCAGCAUGUUGCAAGGUUACCUGGUUACUCAAGCAAGUACUCUAGCUUCUUUUGUAAGUCCCACAUCAACUAGAGAAUUCAUGGAUAUUCCACUGGACGUGUACCAAAAGAUUAGCACAUAAUGCAUCAUUGCAAUU
Molecule: messenger RNA, 2033 nt
Organism: Lolium rigidum
Lineage: Eukaryota; Viridiplantae; Streptophyta; Magnoliopsida; Poales; Poaceae
Product: arginine decarboxylase-like
Exons: 2
Coding region: 117-1451 (444 amino acids)
Molecular function (GO): catalytic activity
Source: RefSeq, a predicted model, not a curated record